AUGGCCACCUUUUUCCCUAUUCAUAUUCUCAUCCUCCUAUUUUUAGGUUCACUGAUCACCGGCACCCACAGCUUCCGGAUAGGAAUUAACUACGGCCGUGUGGCUGACAACCUCCCGACCCCAUCACGUGUGGCUUCCUUCAUCCUCUCCCUCAACAUAACUCGUGUCAGAGUCUACGAUGCCGACCCGGAAGUCCUCUCGGCAUUCGCCAACACAAACGUCGAACUAACAAUCGGGCUCGAAGACAAGUACAUUGAGAACUUCACCGACCCGGCCCAAGCCCAGAAUUGGGUCCAACAGAAAGUGGCCCCCUACACCAACCAAACCAAUAUCAAGAUGAUAACAAUCGGCAACGAGGUCCUCACAGGUAAUGACACCAAGAUGAUGAUCUCCCUUCUGCCCGCGAUGCAAAAUGUCCAAAAUGCCCUCGCGGACCUUGGCCUGAGCCAGAAAAUCCACGUGAACACGCCACACUCGUACGGGAUCAUGGGCGUUUCAUUUCCCCCCUCAUUGGGCACGUUCAAGCCCGAGCUCGUGGACUACCUCAUGGGCAUAUUGGUCUUCCUCUCCCAAACGGACUCCCCGUUUUUGAUCAACGUGAACCCUUACUUUGCAUACAGGGAUGACCCGGAGCACGUGUCGUUGGCGUACGUGCUUUUUGAGCCCAACCCGGGCCAGACAGAUCCUAUCACCAACUUGCAUUACGACAACAUGUUGUACGCACAAAUGGACGCUGUUUACUCGGCCCUCAAUGCUUUGUAUCCACAGAUGGACUCGGCCCUCAAUGCUUCGGACUCCUAUAGCCCAUCUUUGAGAGUUGACGAGAUCGGAUGGUCAUGUUGGAGAAUUCCAAGGAAAUGGAGACCACCACCAAGUGGAAUAGAGCAGGCGAGUUUGUUCAAUCUAAAUGGAACAGACCAGGUGGAGAACGCGAGGGUGUUCAAUGGGAAUCUGCUGAAACGUGUAGAGGAGAAGCAGGGGACUCCCCUGAGGCCAUCGGACCCAAUAGAUGCUUAUAUCUUUGCGCUCUUUGACGAGGACCUGAAGCCCGGCCCAGAGAGCGAGAGGCAUUUUGGUCUCUUCUAUCCCAAUAUGACGCCUGCCUACGAUAUCGGGUUGCAAGGUCAUGGUGGUCGUGGUCGUGCUGUUCAGCGCGUGGAUUACACGGUUUCGGGGAUUAAUAAUAAUAGUAUUGUGGGUGGGUUGUUUGGGUUUUACAUGGCUUUCAUCUGUAUUCUGCUCCUGCUUAUUUAA
Molecule: messenger RNA, 1254 nt
Organism: Striga hermonthica
Lineage: Eukaryota; Viridiplantae; Streptophyta; Magnoliopsida; Lamiales; Orobanchaceae
Source: the annotation of a GenBank genome assembly